GUUUAGCUCCACGGCUGAGGGUCUACUCCUGACGACUGUCGCCGUGUUGAAAUUCCAGUGCUAACCAACUUUAGCCAGCCUGCUAACAUAUAAUUGGACGAAUUAGAAGAGCCUCAUGUGUUGCGUAGCCCUGCUUUAAGCGCGUCCAUGAUAACCUGCAAACAGACCGCAGUGUAAACAUUUGCCUCCAUGUUUGCUGUUGCGUGUGCAUCAGCUCCUGCCACCGGGACAUGGCCAGUUAGCCUGAACGCAGCAGCCGUUGGAUAAACGAAGCUGGCGAGCUAGCUGGAGGAGGAGAAAAAAACCCGUUCGGACCGGGGUGGCGGGGGGCGGCUUGUGAACAGGUUCGUCGCUCGGAGUAGGCGGAAAGCCGGAUGCUGUGACUGCCAUGAGUCCCGCAGGCUGCCCUCAUGUGAACAGCUUCAAAGUGGACAACUGGAAGCAGAACCUGAGGCUUAUUUAUCAGUGCUUCGUGUGGAGCGGUUCAGCUGAGACCAGAAAACGCAAGGCCAAGUCAUGCAUCUGUCACAUGUGCGGAGCCCACCUCAACAGACUCCACUCCUGCCUCUACUGUGUCUUCUUUGCCUGCUUCUCCAAAAAACACAUCCAUGAACACGCCAAGAGCAAAAGGCAUAACCUGGCUAUCGACCUGCUGUAUGGGGGAAUUUACUGCUUUAUGUGCCAAGACUACAUUUAUGACAAAGAGAUGGAGCAAAUGUCCAAAGAGGAGCAGAGGAAAUCCUGGAAAAUGCAAGGCAUUGGGGAAAAGUAUUCGACGUGGGAGCCCACCAAGAGGGAGCUGGAGCUGCUUCGCCACAAUCCCAAGAGGAGGAGAAUCACCUCCAACUGUACAAUUGGGCUGCGUGGUCUGAUCAACCUGGGCAACACUUGCUUCAUGAAUUGCAUCGUCCAGGCGCUGACGCACACGCCGCUGCUACGGGACUUCUUCCUGUCCGACCGACACAAAUGCGAGAUGCAGAGCAACUCGUGUCUAGUGUGCGAGAUGUCCCAACUCUUCCAGGAGUUCUACUCAGGCCACCGCUCCCCUCACAUCCCGUUUCGCCUCCUGCACCUGGUGUGGACCCACGCCCGCCACUUAGCCGGCUACGAGCAGCAGGACGCUCACGAGUUCCUCAUCGCGGCGUUGGACGUGCUGCACCGACACUGCAAAGAUGACAACGGGAAGAAAGCCAACAACCCAAACCACUGUAACUGCAUCAUUGACCAAAUCUUCACAGGGGGUCUGCAGUCUGACGUCACCUGCCAAGUGUGCCAUGGUGUUUCAACGACCAUUGAUCCAUUCUGGGACAUCAGCCUGGACCUACCCGGAUCAUCCACGCCUUUCUGGCCCCUCAGCCCCGGAGGAGAUGUUUCCACGUUAAACGGAGAGAGUCACACCACUGGAGCAACCACACUUAUGGACUGUCUGCGCAGGUUCACCAGACCGGAGCACCUGGGCAGCAGCGCUAAGAUCAAGUGCAGCGGAUGCCAUAGUUACCAGGAGUCCACCAAGCAGCUAACCAUGAAGAAGCUGCCCGUUGUGGCCUGCUUUCACCUAAAAAGGUUCGAACAUUCAGCCAAACUGCGGAGGAAGAUCACUACUUAUGUCUCAUUCCCACUGGAGCUGGACAUGACUCCCUUCAUGGCUUCUAGUAAGGAGAGCAGGAUGAACGGGCAGUACCAGCAGGCUGUGGAAACCUUCAACAAUGACAACAAGUACAGUUUGUUUGCCGUGGUGAACCACCAGGGGACACUAGAGAGCGGCCAUUACACCACCUUCAUCCGGCAGCAUAAGGACCAGUGGUUCAAGUGCGACGACGCCAUCAUCACCAAGGCUAGCAUCAAAGAUGUCCUGGACAGUGAAGGGUACCUGUUGUUUUAUCACAAACAGUUCCUGGAGUACGAGUAGGUUUCAGUUUCCAGGAGGAAUCCAACAGGGAGGAGGAAUUGGUUGGAUGGAGAAAGAGGCAAGGAGAUCAUGAGGCUCACUGUAAACAUGGAAGCUACUUUUCUAAACGCAGAGCCGGAUCCACCGUCUGCCCUGCAGGACAAAACAGAUUCAAAUGGUCUGAAAUAAAGACGAGCUGAAGGUUUCACUUGAGUUCAGGACACAAGGAGGGAAAAAAACUGACAGUCGGCUCAUCCUUCAUGUAAUGGACAAUAACCGUCUCCUAUUGGUCCGUGGAUGUAAAACUUCAGGAAGUUUUACUU
Molecule: messenger RNA, 2211 nt
Organism: Cyprinodon tularosa
Lineage: Eukaryota; Metazoa; Chordata; Actinopteri; Cyprinodontiformes; Cyprinodontidae
Gene: usp22
Product: ubiquitin specific peptidase 22
Exons: 13
Coding region: 389-1909 (506 amino acids)
Biological process (GO): protein deubiquitination
Molecular function (GO): zinc ion binding; cysteine-type deubiquitinase activity
Source: RefSeq, a predicted model, not a curated record